Molecule: messenger RNA, 672 nt
Organism: Parnassius apollo (apollo)
Lineage: Eukaryota; Metazoa; Arthropoda; Insecta; Lepidoptera; Papilionidae
Source: the annotation of a GenBank genome assembly
AUGGGUCCGCCAAUACCACGACAAGUGAAAAAUAUUAUUUAUAAUGUACAUAGUUUUUUUUUAAGACGAAAGGGCGACAAGGAAAGUAUGGAACACAAAUAUGAUAUGAACAUUAAUAAAUUAGUAGCAGAGGCUACAGGAGUGUCUGCCCGCACCGUAAUGCGAAUUGUAGCUGAAGGAAAUUCGAGUCUACAAACAUCGGAAAUUGCAAAAUUUUCAUCUCCGCGGAAACCUAAAGAAAUAAAAAAGAGAAUCCAGAUUGAUGAUUUUGACAUGGGAGUUAUACGAAGAAAAAUUCAUCAAUUUUAUACUAGUGAUAAGAAAAUCCCAAGUAUUCGUAAGCUGCUUGCAGUUUUAAAAGAAGAUGGCAUUGUGAACUGCGGUUGUACCUAUUUACGACAGCUUUUACAUAAGAUGGGAUAUUUAUUUAAAAAAUGUAAAUCUAAGAGACACAUUUUAAUUGAGAGGCCCAGUAUUGCUGAAUGGAGAGUAAGAUGGCAAAAGUGUGACGACCACGUACAGAAAAUCGAGAACCAAUAUUGGGACCACGAUAUGAGGUUUGACAAUGUAAUAGACGAGUUGAUCAUAAACCUGGGAAACGAUUCAGAUUCUGAGGAGGAUAUGGAAAUUGAAGACAUGUAUAGUAAUGAAGAAGAAGAAAAUAUGGAUUAA